ACUUCCUGAACACAAGCUGGAACCGGAAGCAGCGGAGGGUUGUGGAAAAUAGCAGCACCAUUAUCAUCAUCUGGAAUACAUUUUCUGCCAGUGGUGAAACAAUAAGUAGCUAGCAAAGCACAAAGAAAUCUCGACGUUCAUACCUCUCAAAAUGUCUAAACUGGCAUUGUUCAAUGUGUAUAUAACUGAACGGCUAACAGCGGUGGCUGUGGAGAUAGCCGGGGUGGUAGAGAGAACCAUAACAGAAUACCAGGAGGAACUCUCUCGUUCAAAGGAGGAGAACGAACGUCUUCGACGGCUGCUGGAUUUCAAACUGCACAGAACAGGCGACCACAACCAGGAGACCCAUGAGGCGGCCCACAAUUGGCCCUGCAUCGUCCGGCCGGGAUGUCUUUGUCCCAUCUCGCACUAGCGACUCUUGUGGCGGGCCGGGCACAUGCAGUGUGUCAAGAAGCAGUACGGCUUGGCAGGGUCGUGUUUCAGAGGAAGCAUGGCUCCUUGACCUUCGCCUCUCCUGAAACCGUACGGGAGUUGCAGCGAUUGGACAAGACUGGAGCUACCAAUUUGUAUAUCACGAAAUUGGGGAGAUAAGUGGUAAAAAGUAAAUAAAUAAAAUACUAAUGUGUAUUGAUCACAUAUUUAUCCCUUUCCCCUCUUUUUUUCUAGACCCCCAGCAGCUCACGCUCCCAGUAUCUGAAGAGGAGGUUCCCCCUGAGCGGCAGCAUGGUGAGCAGAAGUGGGGCCCCAAUCUGGGGCAGAAGGACCCAGAGUCCACACAGAUUAAAGAUGAACAAGAGGAAAUCGGGACAAAUCAGGAGGAAGAGCUUGAAAGGCUAGAAUCUGAUACCAACAACUCCAUAUUCACUGUCUGUGAGGAGAGAGACAGUAACCCACCUUAUCCGCCCUAUCAAAUGCAUUUCUCAAGCCACACUUUCCAGAGCAAAGAGGAUGAUGUGUUAUGCAUCCUCAUUCCUAAAGAGAUCAAAACUGAGCCUGAUGGAGAGGACUACACAGUAUCAGAAGCAACCAGUGCCUCUCAGUCCCUAUCAGAAGGAUAUCUAGGCUGUUCUGCAGCUCAGAGUGAAAACAGCGGAAGUGACAACGAGGUGGAGAGUGGGGGACAACCGUCAGGGUCAAAGCCACUGGAAUCAUCCAGAAAAUGGGCAAAGAAAGAACUAAGCUUCCAUACCGUUGCUGGGGGCAGAGCGACCACAAAUGCUUCUCCUUAUUGUUGCAAGUUGUGUGGAAGUACAUUUGUGUACAUUGGUCCUUUAGUUAACCAUGUGAAAAAUGUACACACAAAGCAUACGAAAAUGUGUGGUGUGUGUGAAGAAGUCUUUGAGUCCAUGGCAAGUCUGACAGAUCACCUGCAAACCCACAUAAAAGCAACACGUACUUGUAAUGUGUGUGGCAAAUGCUUCCCUAGUGAUGCUAAUCUGAGAACACACAUGGUGUCUCACACAGGAGAGAAACAGUAUCAAUGCAAAGAAUGUGGGAAAUGCUUCAAAACUAAGGGAUAUAUGAAAUUGCAUAUGAGACUGCACACUGGGGAGAAACCAUUUCAGUGCAAAGAAUGUGGAGAAAGUUUCACUUGUAAUGGAUACUUGAAAGCACACAUGAAGUUCCACACAGGGGAGAAAUCAUAUCGGUGUAAGGACUGUGGGCAAGACUUUGACCAGAAGACACAACUGGAAACGCAUAUGUGGACUCACAGAGGUGAGAAACCACAUGGUUGCAAGCAGUGUCCCAAAAGCUUCAAGCGCAAGGAAGAACUGACCAGACACACUGCGGUUCACACAGGAGAGAGACCUUUCAAGUGCACUGUUUGUGGACAUUGCUUUGCCACCCCAGGCAACCUGACACAACACCUGACCACUCAUUCCGGAGAGAAACCGUAUCGGUGCAAAUUCUGUGGCAGAUGCUUUAGAAAUAAUCCGCUACUUAAAAGUCACCUGAGGAACCGUCACAAAUUUCAUGAAAGUGCCUGAUUCUCAGAAGAUGACUUAAAGGACAAAAAAUCUCUAUUUUUGAUGUAAAUAGCAUGUUCUUGAAGAGUACAGACACCUUUUUUUGUGAUUUUGCAUGUUUGAGAAGCUUAACACAAACGGCAAAUCACUUCCUCAUCCUCGUUGUGUAGUAUGCAGUCCCUAAAAAAGCAGGAACAAAGGCUCCAAAAACACCCAAAUGUGUACUUUUAGUUCAUUCUGAACUUUAUCCACUGUUAUAUUACCUUGCACAAGUCAUUUCCCUUAUCCAGCUGUUCCAUUGUCUGUGUAGACUGCUGCUACAUAACUGACAAAAUAAAGAAACCCCAACAUAAAGCAUCUUAAUAUGGCAUUGGGCCACCACGAGCCGCCAGAACAGCUUCUAUACUCUUUGGCAUAGAUUCUACAAGUGUCUGGAACUUCCUGUGUGGAAGCACCCCAUGCUUUCAAUAUCACAUUUUAUUGGUCACAUACACAUUUAGCAGAUGUUAUUGCGGGUGUAGCGAAAUGAUUGUGCUCCUAGCUCCAACAGUGCAGUAGUAUCUAAAAAUGAUUCACAACAAUACACACAUCGAAAAGUUAAAUCAUGGAAUUUAUAAAUAUUAGAUCGAGCAAUGUAGGCGUGGCAGUGACUAAAAUACAAUAUAAUAGAAUACAGUAUACAUAUGAGAGAGUAAAGCAGUAUGUAAAUGUUAUUAAAGUGACAAGUGUUCCAUUAUUGAAGGGGCCAGUGAUUCCAAGUCUGUAGAUGGAGCAGCAGCCUCUAAG
This is a messenger RNA of Oncorhynchus gorbuscha (pink salmon), 2753 nucleotides long. Its product is annotated as gastrula zinc finger protein XlCGF28.1-like. Gene Ontology annotation, biological process: regulation of transcription by RNA polymerase II. The transcript has 2 exons. Bases 621 to 1988 code for a protein of 455 amino acids. The record is from RefSeq and is a predicted model, not a curated record. Lineage: Eukaryota; Metazoa; Chordata; Actinopteri; Salmoniformes; Salmonidae. Gene Ontology annotation, molecular function: DNA-binding transcription factor activity, RNA polymerase II-specific; RNA polymerase II cis-regulatory region sequence-specific DNA binding.